Molecule: messenger RNA, 684 nt
Organism: Penicillium digitatum Pd1
Lineage: Eukaryota; Fungi; Ascomycota; Eurotiomycetes; Eurotiales; Aspergillaceae
Source: RefSeq, a predicted model, not a curated record
AUGCUCACCAUGUCUCUCCGGAACCUUGCCAUCUUCUCCGUACUUGGCCUUGUCAGUGCCUUAGACAAGAUCGGAUUCGGUCCACACUUCUCCCUCGGCCCAACCUCGUCAUGGAUCCGUGAAGCAAACACGACACUUGUCCUUCCUGAGACCUCGAGCCCACAGACGGACCGUCUUGCUCUGUGGCCCGGUAUGGGAACAAGCGGUGGUGAUUUGAUUCAGGCUCUUGCCGUUUCUUUCUCUGAUCCUGCCGCAAACUGUGGAGCAACAGCUGGACAAUGGUGCACAUGGGCAAGUACCCUUCAAGGAACCCAGCUGGGUGGAAAGCAGGUUCCGGCCAAUGCUGGCGAUGAGAUUACAAUGCACUACAAAUACAAUGAUGAGACCGGCAAUUUUGACCAGACAGUCUACAUCAAUGGAGAAGUUGUGUCAACUCUAUCAACCAAUUCUGGCCAGGCACAGGGAUGGGGUACCGCUGUCGAAUGCCAGGAUGAUGCCUGCGAUAGCACUACUGCGGCACAUGAAUACCUUGACACCACAAUUAUCCUCGACGCAGCCGACCCUUCAUUCGGCGACACCCUGGCUAUCGAGGAGGUCAUUUCUUCUGGUCUAAAGACAGCCGACGAAGGAAAGACUUGGACUGUGUCUAGCAUCGAGGUUCAGGCUCACACCUAUAACCUGUAA